AUGAACUGGUUUCACUGUAACCACUGUUUUGUGAGGGAAGGAAAAAAGUUCGCUGUGUCCACCUGUGGCCAUAUAUUUUGUGAGAACUGCGUGAAUUCAAGUCAGUGCAGAGUUUGUCAUGCCAGCUGUAACUACCUACACAUAUCUGAGCAGAUGAAGCCUCAGGAAAAGAUGUUUUUCAAAGAUCCAGUGAAGCUUGUUCAGACUCGACUGGAACAUAUUGCACAGAUUGCAAUUUUCCAGAAAAGGCAGAAGGAGCGCGUCAUCGCCUUCUUAAGAAGCAGGUCUGUGGAACUGGAGCGAAAGCUGAAAGAAGUCCGUGACCAGUGCUACAGGCAAGUGUCUGAGCUAAAACAGGAGAACGAAGAACUAAAGAAGCCGCUCUCUCAAAGGAGGACAUCUCCUGGGAGUCUUUCCAUUAACGGAGGAACUCCAAGGAUGAUUCUUCCUGUGGCUGUCACAUCACCAGUCACACCUCAUUCUAGAGCUGUCAGUUCGGGUGACACACUGGAGAGGUUUAGACAUUCCAGACCUGGCAUGACAACACCAACAGGGUCAUCCAUCUCCAUUUCAACCGUGAGCUCAGUACAAGACCGCAGUUUCAGGACACCCAGCUCAGUUAACACUCCCACAAGAUCCCAACAUACAACUCCAAACAACUUUCAUUUCCAGCUUCUGGCUAGACCCUACCUCCAGUCCCCAAGACCAUAACUAGUAGUUUUAUGUAUUAUCAUUAUAAUCUUCAAGUUAUUGGAAAGCCAUUUAUCAGUUGUACAUCACAUAAAAUCCAUUGCAGUGGGUAAAAUA
Danio aesculapii is the source of this 807-nucleotide messenger RNA. Its product is annotated as RING finger protein 212B-like. The transcript is spliced from 12 exons. NCBI's taxonomy places the organism in Eukaryota, Metazoa, Chordata, Actinopteri, Cypriniformes, Danionidae. Gene Ontology annotation, molecular function: SUMO transferase activity. Bases 1 to 711 code for a protein of 236 amino acids. The record is from RefSeq and is a predicted model, not a curated record. Gene Ontology annotation, cellular component: synaptonemal complex. Gene Ontology annotation, biological process: reciprocal meiotic recombination; homologous chromosome pairing at meiosis; protein sumoylation.